Molecule: messenger RNA, 1301 nt
Organism: Botrytis byssoidea
Lineage: Eukaryota; Fungi; Ascomycota; Leotiomycetes; Helotiales; Sclerotiniaceae
Exons: 3
Coding region: 266-1066 (266 amino acids)
Biological process (GO): cellular response to nitrogen starvation; nucleophagy; autophagosome assembly
Cellular component (GO): phagophore assembly site membrane; cytoplasm; Atg12-Atg5-Atg16 complex
Source: RefSeq, a predicted model, not a curated record
CCAACGUUCGAAUUUUGCAGGUCCAAGGUCUGAUCACCUAAUAUCCGAAGUAUGAAACGUCGCGUAGCAAGCAAUACCUAGGUAUCGAUGCAAAUUCUCAGCCUCAGCCUUGCAUGAUUAGUCACCACAAGCUAAACCCUAACGAGUGUUGAGUCGCUUGCAACAGAUAUCGUAGCCUUCCAAGGUUCACCUCACAGCCUUACUACCUAGGUGGGCAUGAACACCACUUGGAAACAUACAUGUUGAAGACCAAAGAACUCUCGUUAUGCAAUCCCUCAUUUGGGCCUCUAAUAUACCAUUGUAUAUCACACAUCCUUCUUCUACAAUACCUUAUUUGAUCAAUAUACCCCGAGUCUCUUAUCUGCCGCUCCUUUUCCCACGAUUAAUAUCUUUCUUUGGGGAAAAUGUUACAAGUUUCUCCUAUGAAGGAAUUCCAUUAAGGAAUUUACCAGUUGGUCUAUUAUGUGAUCUAUAUCAGCCAGAAUUGCCAUGGAGGAUAGAUUUGGGAGAUGGCCCAUCUUUUGAUAUUCAUGAUACCUUUAUCAAUAGCGUCAAAGAAGCCGAUUUCAUACGCAAUGGAAAUGCAAAGGGGAUCAUGAGCAUGUCAAAAGAACAUUCCACACAAUUAUGGAACUCGGUUCAAGAUAAUGAUCUUCACACCUACCUCAAGAUUUCCACCAUCCUCCUCAAUCCCGCUACUCCUCUUAAACAUAUUCCAUUACGUAUAUACCUACCUUCAUCCUCAUCUCCAGCUUCAACUCCCCAUCCAGCUUCCUCGAGUUCAUCAAAAGCUCCAGGUACUUCUUCUCCACCUCCACCACUUUUCGCAUUUAAAACGAUACAAACUCUCAUACAACCACAAACUGCAUCUCGUGAACCUCAAACAUUGGGAGGGGCUCUCAACACUAUUCUUCCGAGUUUAUUUCCAAGUAGGAGAGAUGCGAUUUUAGCGGAUGUCAUCUUACAUGGGGCAACAGUUCCGUUCAAGGCACCAUUGGAGGAUUUAAUGAGGGAAGCGAGUUAUGCGGAUGGAUGGUUAAAUGUGUGUGUUGUUAUGCUGAAUUGACAUUUGAAGUGAUGAUUAUAAUGAUUACAAUGACUUUAUGAAAUGGCGUUUUUGCAUCUUUUGGGUUUCAGCUGGGGAAGAGACUGAGGCUGUCAAUUACAAUCACCUAGUGGAUAAUUGAUUGAUGAAAACAUUACAAUAUCCGAUCAACUUAAGGGUUAGUGACUGAAGACUUUUAUGGAUUUGGUUCCUAUAUGAUAGUUUUUCCAGGCAAUGCAGAAUUUGUUAAUAUGAG